AUGAUAGGAAUAUAAUUAUGUUGUUUAUCAGAAGAUUGCUUUCGAGUUUUAACGAAUCAAGAUAAUUUGAAUAAUCACAUAACUCAUAGAAUAGUUACUUCAUAAUAAAUAAUUGAAGCCUACAAAUAAAGCCUGUUAGAAGAAUUAUCAGAUGGAGUGUAUUUGGACUUUUUGGAAAAACAAAGUCAUAAGCAGUCGAAUUUGUAAUAGUUCAUCAAAACGCUGACCACUGAAAUUUACGAUUUUUAGUAAAAUGUAAUUUAACAGACAAAAUUAUUAAUCGAUCAUUUAAAUUCCAUCGAUGUAGGCCAAUUAGUCGAUUAGGAAAUUAUUUAAAAUUAUUAAAACAUUCUAAAUAGAUCGAUAGAUUGCAACGAUGUUAAUCAAUUAAUAAAAAUUGUGUAACCUCAGCAUUCUUUCAAUGAAAAAUAGUUAAAGGAUGGCAACAAUGACAUCUAAGGAUUCGGAACAAGUUUGAAUAUCAAUAUUCAAAAUAAGAUAAAGAUUAUGAAACCCAAGUGUUUCUAUAAGGAUAUUUAGGAGAAAUCUUAAAUAUAAGGAGAACGAAUCAAAUUCAUCUAAUCAAAACUUGAGGAAUUAAAUGUGGAUUUCACAUCUAAACUGAAUCAAUGGACGAAAACUGUAGAAUCCUUAUUUUCAUUCUAAUAAAUUUCAUAAUUUACAUUGAUACCCUAAACUAAGUCUAAAGUCAUUAAGUCACCAGCUGUAGCUAGAAUAGAGUUGCAUAACCUAUGCAAAGAUACUUUAAUUUACGCUCAUUCAAAUUAAAUUCACCUUUUUGACAUUGACACUAUGAAAAUGAGUCAUUCAGUAAAAUUUAAUCACUCUAUUAUUGAUUACACAGUAGACUCAGAGAAACUUCUAAUUGCAAUAAUGAUUGGCAUAGAUUUGUUACUCUACAAUCUUAUUUCUUUGAAAAAGAUUAGACAAUUCAAAAUAACUAUAGACACAAAUAAAGGAGUUGCUUUGAAAUUCUUUGAGAAUUAAAUCUGUGUGAGCUCUGGGGUUUCCCUAUAAUUUUUCCCCAUUUUCCCUUCUUCAUCUAUGCCACAAUUUAAUCAAUCUCUAAAUUUUCAUUCCUACUGGGAUAAAAUUCAGGUCUUGGAGUAUUGUGUUAUAAAUAAAUUUGGAGUUUAAGAAAUGCUUCUUGUCUUGGGGACUACAAGUGGAUUAAUUUCACUAUUUAAUUCAAAUUUCAAAGAAUUGUUUUCAAAGCAGUUUCAUCAAGGUCCAAUUAAUUAAUUUAGAUACCAAUAAUCAAAAAAAUAUGGUAAAGUUUUGUUGUCGGUUGGGGAUGAUUUAAGGGUGAAUUUAUAUCAAAUCGAGAAUACUUUUCUCAAAUGCAUUUAAAUGAUAACAUUUGAAUCUCAAAUUUUGGAUGUGCUGUUAUUCAAAAACUAUUUUUUAGUCACAACUAAAAAUUAAAAUCUAUUCGAAAUUUAUAUGAUCAAUGAAAACACGGAAUGUUAAAGAAUUGAGAUGGAUGGAGAUUUUGAAUGUGAUUGGAAGGACAGAUUAUUCAAUAUUGGUGAAAAAGUAGUUGUUGUAAAGAAUUAAAUUUACUUUUGUAAGCUUCUGUGA
This is a messenger RNA of Paramecium tetraurelia, 1602 nucleotides long. RefSeq lists its product as uncharacterized. NCBI's taxonomy places the organism in Eukaryota, Ciliophora, Oligohymenophorea, Peniculida, Parameciidae. The transcript has 4 exons. Gene Ontology annotation, molecular function: protein binding. The record is from RefSeq and is a predicted model, not a curated record.